Messenger RNA from Hordeum vulgare subsp. vulgare (domesticated barley), 1056 nucleotides. Its product is annotated as GLABRA2 expression modulator-like. Bases 179 to 832 code for a protein of 217 amino acids. The record is from RefSeq and is a predicted model, not a curated record. The transcript is spliced from 4 exons. NCBI's taxonomy places the organism in Eukaryota, Viridiplantae, Streptophyta, Magnoliopsida, Poales, Poaceae.
AUAUCAUGGCAAGUGCGAGCCAUGUGAUGUGAGCUGCUACCGUAGCUAGCUAGCUAGCCAUCGGGCGGAAGCAACCAUCCCAUUUCGACACCCGCGGCGGGCACGAGGCGGAACAUUCCAAGGUUUCCAGGCUCCGACAAGAGGAAGAAGCGCGGGCUGUUCUGCUGUAGAUCCAGGGAUGCAGGCACCCGCCGGGAGAACGUGGUCGCCCAUGGCGACGGAGGUCAACCCCUACGCGAUGCCGGCGCCGGCGCAGAAGAGCACCAAGGAGACGGUGAAGAACGCGCUGUCGCUGUGGGGGCGGAAGGUCGGCGAGGCGACCCGGAAGGCCGAGGACCUGUCGCGCAACACAUGGCAGCACCUUCGGACGGCGCCUAGCAUCACGGAGGCGGCCGUGGGGAGGAUCGCGCAGGGGACCAAGGUCCUGGCGGAGGGCGGCCACGACAGGAUCUUCCGGCAGGCCUUCAGCGCCCCGCCGGACGAGCAGCUCCGCAAGUCCUAUGCCUGCUACCUCUCCACGUCCGCCGGCCCGGUCAUGGGGGUCAUGUACCUCUCCACCGCCCGGGUCGCCUUCUGCAGCGACAACCCGCUCUCCUACGAAGCCGGCGGAGGCGGCGACAACACGGAAUGGAGCUACUACAAGGUGGCGAUUCCUCUGCACCGGCUGAGGGCGGCGAUCCCGUCGGCCAGCAAGCUGAAGCCGGCGGAGAAGUUCAUCCAGCUCGUGUCGGUGGAGAACCACGAGUUCUGGCUCAUGGGGUUCGUCAACUACAGCGGCGCCGUCGUGCACUUGCAAGAAGCUCUCAGCGGCUUCCACAACCUGCAGGCGUGACGACGACCACCACCAUCGCGCCUGCGGUCUGUGGUAAUGGUGCUUUCGCCAAUCGUCCGGCGUGGGAGUGUUUCUGCAGUUCCUACUGUUUUCGUGUUUGGCGUUGCAGAGCAGCCGAGUAAUUGCAGCAUGCUGUUUACUGAGAGCAUUCACAGGAUCAUGUCAAUAUUAUUAUUUUGCGGGGAAGAUCUUGACAAUAUUGAUGCGAGUACUUUUUUUUUAAA